Molecule: messenger RNA, 2505 nt
Organism: Etheostoma spectabile (orangethroat darter)
Lineage: Eukaryota; Metazoa; Chordata; Actinopteri; Perciformes; Percidae
Product: schwannomin-interacting protein 1
Exons: 8
Coding region: 319-1260 (313 amino acids)
Biological process (GO): positive regulation of hippo signaling
Cellular component (GO): plasma membrane; cell junction
Source: RefSeq, a predicted model, not a curated record
ACGAAGCCACACGUGACAACAGAAACAGGCAAUGGUGGUCUUUGAAAGCAAGGGCUCACGUCUGUAUUUUUUCCUAUUCCCUUUCUUUUGCAUUUGUCGACUGGAAUUAUGGAACACUGAGCCAGGGAUAACAACUUUUAUGAAGAGGAGCAAGAAAUACUAAAAAAUCCAUCCUUUGGUGGUCAUCGCCUGUCCAUCAUGGGAGAAUAUAUUGUCCUGUUAUGCAACGCUGUGCUUAUCUCUGUUUUGUUAUUAUUGAAUUGAAUUUUUAUUUCAAGUAUCUUGAUAACUCUGCACUUUACACUGAAGUUUGUCUUUAUGGGGGAUUAUGAUGUGGACAUGGAUGAGGAAGAGGAGGGACAGGUGUUCAUUAGAAAGGCUACAACAGGCCACUGGUGGGAGGACUGUGGAGACGCUGGCAACACACAACACCAGAGAGGAGGAAGAGGCUGCAUGGUAAACAGCCGCAGUUGGGCCGAGGAACUCCAGUAUAUCUUUGCACCACAGGCAGAAGACUGUUACAGUGGAGGGAGAACCAGACUGUCCAGCAUCUCUGCCCAGAGGAAUGAAAGGGAGUGCAUCAGGCAGAAACUUGCCCUUGGCAGUUUCUAUGACGACGAGCCAGUCAUCUAUACCAGCUGCAGCAAGAAUGGCCUAUCCUCUCGCCUGCAGAGUGGGGUGAACCUGCAGGUGUGUUUUGUUAAUGACAGCAGCAGUGACAAAGACAGCGAUGCUGAGGACAGUAGGACAGAGACCAGUCUGGACACACCGCUGUCACCUGUGAGCAAGCAGAGCUCAUCGUUAUCGGACCGGGACACGGCGGAGGAGGACUCAGACCCGUUAGAUGACUGCGGCGGGUUCUGGCGGGUGCAGCGCAGGCUUCAGGAGGAGGCCAGGGUGGCACUAGCUUUGGCUCGACCCAUGGCCCGCAUGCAGGUGGAAGUGGAGAGGAAAAUCCAGCUGCACAGACGUUCACCUGUGGCUGACUUGCUUCCCCAUCUGCCCCACAUCAGCGAGUGCUUGAUGAAGAGGAAUCUGAGGCGAGGGGACAUGAGGGACAUGAGUCUGGGACAGCUGCAAGUCAUCACAAAUGACUUACACUCACAGAUUCAGAGUCUAAAUGAGGAGCUGGUGCAGCUGCUGUUAAUGAGGGAUGAGCUGCACGUGGAGCAAGACGCCAUGCUGGUGGACAUAGAGGACCUCACCAGGCAUGCUCACAGCCAUCAGCGACACCAAGCAGAGAAAGCCAUCUCGAAAUAAACACCCCGACUACACGUGUGUCCGUAUGCACGUCCUCUUACUUCCCGCUCCAUGGACUGUCACCAGUGUUACUAAUGAAACUCCAUCUGUGCUGAAAAUAACCAUGUAGUGUACACACACACACACACACCACAUAAUGUAUUGCACCACAGGAUGUUGUCAAAGGACAGAAGACAUCUAAAAGAAGCUGAGCUGCUUUCAGUGUGGACACAGUUGAGUUUGUGCAGGUUUUUCACUUCCACUCAGCAUGAUUUAUCAUGCUAUAUUUUAUUGAAUUAAGGGAAUCCUCUCAUUGUAAUGGCAUCCCCUAACCCCGACUUACCUCUCCAUGAUUUUGCACGGUACACUAAUGUAUGUUAAGGCUGGGUGGAAGAGAAGGCCUGCACGCCUUGUUUCUCCAUUAUCCGAAAAAGGAGGAUGACUCCCAGGGGCCCAGCCUGACUGAACUUAUGUCUUUAUAAUAAUCAAGAUGAGUCAGUUCAUAUUUGCUCUUUUCCACUGUUUAUCAUCACUUUCAGUAGGAGCAUCGCAUUCUUUCUGUUUCACAAUGGAAUUCACUGUUAAAAAGAUAUAAUAACAAAUUCAAUAUAAAAGUCUCUGAGCUGUUGCAAUAGAAAAUGGUGAACACUCUGCGCUGAUUUGCAGCUUAGCUUCACAGUGGUGUUAAAAUGCUGCAGCAGCUUCACAGAGGUCUUGUAAUUUGAUAGCUGCUCCACUUUUCACCUGCUUUUAAAGAUGCAUUUAGAGCUUUACUGGACAACAUUUUGAACUUUAUUAGACAAAUUUGUAUUUGUCAACUAUAUGCUUUUAUUUACUCAGUACAAAAGACAAAAUGACAAGAUGUAGGUUAAAUAAUCAUCAAUUAAUCAAAAGGGAUAGAAAAAGCUAAAUUGGAGGCAUGAUAGCCCCAAAAUAAAAAUACAGUCAUUUUUGGUAUGCUCAAUUUACUAAUGCUAAAAAAAAGGGUAAACGUAAAUCAAAUAUAUGAAUAAAUCUCAACCUAAAUAAAUAUCUAUUUUAUCUGUUCAGAGGGUUUAUGGACAUACUGUAUGUAAAUGUUAAAAGACACUUUAUUAAAAGUAUGAAGAACAUGCCUUGUUGUCUGGCUGUGUUUUCACUCUCAGCUGUUGAAGAAUGUUAUUUAACACAAAAUCAAACUUUCUUUUUCUAAUAUAUGCUUCAUUGAUAAAUGUACUAUAUAAUGAUUGUAAAAACAAAACUCCAGUAAUAAAUGUUUGAAGUGUG